CAUUUCUUUUCAAUUUUCAUUCCUCAAUGGCGACGAGAUUUUUGUAAAUGUACUGAACGUUCGUAACAUAUACAUUUAAUUAUAUGACUUCAUUGUUACAAUAUAUUAAUUAAAAUGGAACUAAGCCGCACAACAUUAGGUUUCGCAGCUGGAAUAGCUGGUACCCUCUUCUUAGGGUAUUGUGUGUAUUUUGAUCAACAACGUCGUAAAGACCCGCUGUACAAAAAAAAAUUGAAGGAGCGUAGGCAAAAUGCACAACAGAAUUCAAGCAGAUCACGCACAAUGGGUGGUCCUCUGCCUGAUAUGAAUGAUCAUGAAGCCAUGCAGAGAUUCUUCCUGCAACAGAUCCAACUGGGAGAAGAAUUGCUGGCAGCUGGUGAUCUAGAGGCAGGUGUGGAACAUCUAGGACAAGCGGUGGCUGUUUGUGGACAGACACAACAAUUACUAAGUGUGCUCCAACAAACAAUGCCACCACACAUAUUCCACCUACUCCUCAAGAAGUUACCAGAGAUAUCUGACCGCCUUCGCUGUUCAAUGAGAGGUGCAACCUUACAAGAAGAAGAUGUUGAAUAAAUUAGUGUUGACAUGGUACAGGAACAUGUGGUAUGCUGGACAGAGUACUUCUGAAAUACUCAUAUUUUUGACAACUGGCUUCAAAUUACUAGUUUUGUGCAUGACCAAAUUGUUCAUAGCUAUGUUGGGACUGGCAUAUCAUAUACUCCAUAAGCCAUGGCUCUAGUUAGAUUUAUUGGCCUAAGAUUUCAUUUCCUCUAUCUAUUCAAUAUUUAAGAUUCUUAGUCUGCACUAUUAUUUCAAUACUUAUGUAUUAUGUUUUCUAUAUAAAUUUUUAUUUAGUAUUAAUCUUAUUUCAUAUAAUCAUGCCUUCUGUUGAAAAAAGGUUCAAAUAAGCAUUAUGUAAAUGUUAUUUUGUGAAAUUUUCAUACUGUAAUACAAAAGAAUAGUUUAAAAUUAAUAAUACUACUAUAAAGUGGCAGUAGCUUUUUCUUCUAAUAAUAUUUGAGUAUGGAGGCUGUGAAACAAUAUUGCCGCCAAAAUUAAAACUAAAUACUUUCCGUAGAAGUUCAAUAAUGUAGAUAAUUUGUUAGUGUUUUUAGGUUUUGUGUUCACAACUGGUUAAGUAUGCUUGAGUUUUGAAUGAGAUUUAUUGUAAAAUAAAAGUAUUGUAUUA
Messenger RNA from Pieris napi, 1189 nucleotides. RefSeq names its product mitochondrial import receptor subunit TOM20 homolog. Gene Ontology annotation, molecular function: transmembrane protein transporter activity. The record is from RefSeq and is a predicted model, not a curated record. The transcript has 4 exons. The coding region runs from base 115 to 573 and encodes 152 amino acids. Gene Ontology annotation, biological process: protein targeting; tRNA import into mitochondrion; protein import into mitochondrial matrix. Gene Ontology annotation, cellular component: mitochondrial outer membrane translocase complex; mitochondrial outer membrane. Lineage: Eukaryota; Metazoa; Arthropoda; Insecta; Lepidoptera; Pieridae.